Lingula anatina is the source of this 3899-nucleotide messenger RNA. Its product is annotated as mitochondrial Rho GTPase 1-A. The record is from RefSeq and is a predicted model, not a curated record. Gene Ontology annotation, molecular function: GTP binding; GTPase activity; calcium ion binding. Gene Ontology annotation, cellular component: mitochondrial outer membrane. Lineage: Eukaryota; Metazoa; Brachiopoda; Lingulata; Lingulida; Lingulidae. Gene Ontology annotation, biological process: mitochondrion organization.
AUCAUUCAAGGUUGUCUGUUGACCCAGAAUUUCAUCCGCCUACAUUUACAAAAUAUAUUGCAAUUUUUCUUCUCUGCAAGCUGCGAUAUCGUCGGAUAUUAGGCUUACGUAUUGAAGGGAUUUAAAGGCCUUCUUCCAGAAAGAGUAUCAGAUCAGAAAGGUUUGAUCGUGAUUUAUCCGCGAUUCUGUCAAUGUGCAGACAUGCAGCGUUGACAGUGUUUUGAUUUGUAACUUGAACUUACUUGAACUUAGUUGAUUGGGAGUUAUAGAUCUACAAUAUAUAGUUCACGUCUUGAAUGGAUAUACUCAUUUACUGACUGCACAAAGACUGGCAUUCCAUAUAUACAUAAAUAUUUCGUUUGUACCCAGAAAUGUCUUCCAAAAAAGAUGUCAGGAUUCUUCUCCUUGGAGAAGAUGGAGUGGGCAAAACUUCACUGAUUUUAUCCCUUGUGAGUGAAGAGUUUCCAGAUGAGGUUCCUGCUAAAGCUGAAGAAAUCACUAUUCCAGCAGAUGUCACACCAGAAAGGGUUCCCACACACAUUGUGGAUUAUUCUACUGCUGAACAAGAUGAACAAGAAUUGACUGAGGAAAUACUGAGAGCCAAUGUAAUCUGUAUAGUUUAUGCUGUGGAUGAAGAAGAAACAAUAUCAAAGAUCAGUGAAUACUGGCUCCCGUUUGUAAGGAAGACCCUGGGGGAGGAGCAUCAGAUCCCUGUCAUAUUGGUUGGUAACAGAUCUGACACUGUGGAACACAGCACCAUGGAUAUGAUACUUCCCAUUAUGAAUGACUGGGCUGAGGUGGAAACUUGUGUGGAGUGCUCUGCCAAAAAUCUCCGUAACAUUAGUGAAGUAUUUUACUAUGCUCAGAAAGCUGUGCUCCAUCCUACUGCCCCACUUUAUAUCCCUGAAGAGAAAGAGCUUACAGCAAAAUGUAAAAAAGCCCUGGCUAGGAUAUUCAAGAUCUGUGACCAGGAUAAUGACAAGCUUCUCAGUGAUGAGGAAAUCAGAAAAUUCCAGAUAUUUUGUUUCAAUGCACCCCUUCAACCCCAAGCCCUAGAGGACGUGAAAACAGUGGUGAAGAAAAACAUUUCUGAUGGAGUGGAAGAUGACAGUCUAACAACUAAAGGAUUUCAGUUUUUGCACAUGCUGUUUAUCCAAAGGGGAAGGCAUGAGACAACAUGGACAGUCCUUAGGAAGUUUGGGUACAGUGAUAGCCUUCAGCUUGCCAAUGAGUACCUUCACCCAGAUUUCCAUGUUCCCUAUGGCUGUUCUACUGAGCUGACCCAUGAAGGGUAUCAGUUCCUUACCACUUUGUUUGACAGAUUUGACGAGGAUAAGGAUGGUCAUUUGUCUCCCACGGAGCUUCAGAGUUUAUUUGGGACAUGUCCCAGCAUGCCUUGGGGCCCUGACGUGAAUAAUGCAGUUUGUACCAAUGCCCAGGGAUGGAUAUCAUUGCAGGGCUAUUUAGCACAGUGGACAUUAACAACCCUACUAGAUGUUCCCAGGACUCUAGAAAAUUUAGCUUAUUUAGGAUACAUGUAUGAACAUGACACUCAACUCAGUGCUAUCAAUGUUACUCGUGAAAAGAGGAUAGACUACCAAAAGAAACAGACCUCAAGGAAUGUAUUUCAGUGCCAUGUUUUAGGACCUAAGGGUGUAGGAAAGACUGUAUUCCUGCAAGGUUUGAUAGGCAGAAACUUACAGUACAUUGCCACCCUCAACAAAGAUCAUCUGUCCCGCUUUACAAUUAACACAGUACAAGUCUAUGGUCAGGAAAAAUAUCUACUGCUUCAUGAAGUAGAUACAGGUUUAUUACAAUCCCAGCCUCCUUUAGACAUGGACUGUGACGUGGCCUGUAUCCUCUUUGAUGUCACCAACCCAAGCUCAUUUGAAUUCUGUGCCAAUUUAUACAAGGAUCAUUUCAUGGACAGUAAAACUCCAUGUCUGAUAGUUGGAACCAAAAGCCUGCAGCAGGCAGUCCUCCAGGACUACGAGAUGCAGCCGGCAGAGUUCUGUAACAAGUUCAAACUUCCUCCACCACAGCUGUUUGACUGUGUUACCAGUAUAAACAGAGAUGUCUAUGUUAAGCUAGCUACCAUGGCUGCUUACCCCAAUUUGAAAAGACUGGUCCACAUGCUACUCCUCAGGCAACAGGCUGACUGGUUCCAUCAGAAACUAAGGAACCUUGGUGACAUGUACUCCCAGGAUUCCAGCUGGCUCCUGAAGGCAGGACUAGGUAUUAUACUGGUAGCAGGGUUAAGUUUUGCCAUCUACAAAUACGCCAAUAAGGACAGGUAGCAGAAUCCCCUAUGUAUAAAGACUGGUGUUUAUGUUAGACAUACGCCAGUGUGACACACAUAUUUAAUGUUGAUUUCACAGCAUAUCGUCAGGGAGGAACCACACUAGGACCAAUUGUUAUUAUGAUGACCCAGAUUACAUGGGAGAGACAGAGAUUCUUGAGCCAGUGACAGCAAUGAUGUGGUGUUAUAUAUAUGAGUCAGUCAUAGGACACUGACAUGAUACUUGUAGCAUUUAAUGAUAAGCUUGAAAACAUGCUGGGUUAUGGGCAGCAGGUGGAAGGAAGUUAACUUAAACUAACCUGGGACAAUUUAUAGCAAAGCAUGGGAAGAGAUAUGUGUGUGAUGACACUCCUUGAGGAUUUGUUAUUUCUGUAUUACUUAUUCAGAGUUUCACUACCAUCUUUUAUGAAGAUAAUUAAGGAAGACAUUUGAGUUGGUGGUUUUUGAAUGAUGUAGUACUGUUUUCUUGAUAAUUUUAAAUUUCCAGUAACUGCCUUCUGAGAUUAACAAACUUUUGGGGUUAUUAAACGUUUUAGUAAGAUUCAGUGUUACCCCGUGGGUUUUACUAAUGUGAGCUACACAAGUGAUGUUGCUGCUUUGUUCUAAAUAUGAUUUCAUGGAACAACUGCCAGUUGUUCUGCACCCUCUGUCUCAGAUUUGAUUUGAAACUCGCUCCUAUGAAGAUCAUCAUGAUUGGACAAUAGGUAAUGUACUGAAACUCAGGUUGAUGUGAUGGAAUAAGAGUAUGGCGUAACAAGACAAGGGUAAAUAUGGCAUGUGUAUAUACUUAGAAAAUAACUCGAUGAGCAGAUCAAUGACAGUAUCUAGUUAGUGUAAAAUAAGAUUGUAUACAUGUUGCAGAUGUUCUUGUUUUGUUUUUGUUGUUAAAAUAGAAAGUGUACAAUCUUCAUACAAAAAAGGUGAAAUUGUCAUUUGAAAUGCAUCUUUUUCCACCUGAGAAUGUUUAAAGUGCUUUGAACUGUUAAGUUAUAGGUGCACUGUUUGCCCUACUGAAGGCGUGUAAUUUGUACAAUGAUCUCUUUGCAACCUGAAGUUAAAAUGUAGCUAGUCAUUGGAUGAAUUGGUGGUGCUGAGUUCUGAACGGCAGUUAGAAACUAUUCUUAGAAAGAGUUUAUUGUGCAAGAAAAGAAUGAGACUGUCAAACGUAUGUAAAGCAUCAUAAUUUUUGAAAUCCAUACAAGUUUAGAUGAUGUCUCCAGCAUCUUAACACAUAAAACUGAUACAAACUUUGACAAUGUACUCUCAAUUUUAAAUUGAGAAAUCAGCAUUGUUUUAAAUGAUAUGUGCUUUCUUAUCAUAGUUAACUCAAGGCACUAUAUUGUCCAGGUAUUUUGGAAAAAGUGAGGGUUCAUCUACCCAGUCAUUUUAAAAUCCCUUUCAUGUACUGUCAACUAGCCAGAUGAAAAUUGCACUAAUCCAAAUUGUUAAGGUUCUGUCAACCAACUUUACUUGGUGGACUUAAUGGAAGUAUAAAAUGUAUUAGUUUAUGUUUUAUUACUGUAUUUGUCCAUAGCUUGUAUAUAUGUUGCAGAUUACUUGUUAUGGUAGAAAAGUACCAAGAGUUUGUCAAUAAACGUUG